This is a messenger RNA of Dictyostelium discoideum AX4, 1605 nucleotides long. Its product is annotated as immunoglobulin E-set domain-containing protein. The transcript has a single exon. NCBI's taxonomy places the organism in Eukaryota, Evosea, Eumycetozoa, Dictyosteliales, Dictyosteliaceae. The record is from RefSeq and is a predicted model, not a curated record. Bases 1 to 1605 code for a protein of 534 amino acids. Gene Ontology annotation, cellular component: membrane.
AUGAAUAAUUUAAAAUAUUUUAUAAUUUUUUUAAUAUUUAUAUUUAUUAAUAUUAUAAAAUGUGAAUUAAUUGAUUAUAUACCUAUAAUAAAAGAAUUUCAAAUUAAUAAAGAAUAUAUUAAAAUAAAAACAGAUAUAAAUAAUGCUUAUUAUAGUAAUUGGACACUUUAUAGUGAUAUUGAAUUUUCAAAACCAACAAUAACAAUUGGUUUUGAUUGUAAAAUAGUGAAUGAUAUCUAUAGAGAAUGUACUUUUGAAUCAAGUAAAUAUAAAAAUCAAUUAAAUGCACAUUCAAUUGACGCAUGUUUAGUAACAAAUCAAAUCAAUAAUCAAGGUAGUAGUAGUAAAUGUGGUAUUAUAUUAAUUGAAUCAGUUCAUCCAUAUCCAAUAAUAUCAAAUUUAAUUUUAACAAAUGAUGGUAUUUUAAAAUUAAAUGGGUAUUAUUUAAAUUUCGAUACAAAUUUCAUAUUAUGGACUGGGAAUAAUACUGAUGAAAUUUUAAUAUUAAAUUCUAAUACUUUAAUAAACGAAAAUGAAAUUAAUUUUAAAAUACCAAAAUCAACAAUAAAUUUAUUAACCAAUACUCAAUUAUAUUUAGUAAUUAAUUGGAAUUAUAAUAAAUCAUUACCAAUUAAUUUAAUUUUAAAUAAUAAUAAUAAUAAUAAUAAAAAACAAAAUGAUAAAUUAAUUAAUAUUAAUAAUAAUAAUAACAAUAAUAAUAUUGAAAUAUUAAGUUUAAAUAAAGAAUUAUCAUCAUUAUUAAUAAAGAAUGGAAAGUUGAUAAUUAAUGGUAACAAUUUAAAAGGUAAUUUUUCAGUACAAGUUGGUGAAAAGUAUUGUUCAAAUGUAAGAAUUUUAAAUUCAAAUUUAAUUGAAGCAACAUUACCAGAUGGUGUACAUGAUGGAAAAUUAAUUCCAGUAAAAGUAUAUUUAAAUAAUAUAUUAAUAAAUUCUGUUGAAAAUAAAUUACAAUUUUCAUACCAAUUACCAGAUAUAAAAUCAAUUAAAGGUUUAUCAAGAGAUGGUGGAGUAAUUACAAUUUAUGGUUUACAUUUUAAUUUAGAUAUAAUAGUUUUAAUUGGUGAUGAACAAUGUUCAUCAUCAAUUAUUAAUUUUAAAAAGGUAUCAUACGAUACCAUAGGUAUAAUAAAUAAUAAUAAUAACAAUAAUAAUAAUAAAAAUAAUAAUAAUGAUAAUAAUAAUGAUAAUAGUAAUAAAAUUUUAUUUGAUGAAUUAACAUGUUAUAUUGGUCCAAUUCAUAAUGAAACACUAGAAUACACAUUUGUAAAGUUAAUGAAUAAUAAGGGAUAUAUAUAUAUUGAAAAAAAAAUAUUUUAUCAAAAAUCAAUAAAUCAAUUAAUUGAAAAUCAUAAUCAUCGUAAUUCAAUACAAAAUGAAAUUAAUCCAAAUCAAAAAGAAGAGGAUUUUACAAAAUUUACAAAUUCAGUCAAUAAUCAAGUUGAUAAAGAAUAUCCAAUUACUUCAGCAAUGUCUGCUUUUUAUACAUUAACAAAUAUAUCUGUUUUAGUUUUUAUAAUUUCUUUAUUUAUUAUACUAUUAAAAAGAAAAUCAAUAAUUCCAAAAUUAUAUAAUAAAAAUAAAUAA